Pseudocercospora fijiensis CIRAD86 is the source of this 561-nucleotide messenger RNA. RefSeq lists its product as uncharacterized. The transcript is spliced from 5 exons. The record is from RefSeq and is a predicted model, not a curated record. NCBI's taxonomy places the organism in Eukaryota, Fungi, Ascomycota, Dothideomycetes, Mycosphaerellales, Mycosphaerellaceae. Bases 1 to 561 code for a protein of 186 amino acids.
AUGUCUGUCGCCCGGAAUGACCCAAGCUCAUGCGUACUUGCAGCAGCUGACGACUUCACGGAGCAUUUGAUUCUCAUUAGAACUAUUGGUUGCGCACAGCCACGGAUGCACAUGCACUUCUACACACGGCACGGAGCGGGGAACCUGCAGCCCCAAGUGGUUGAGACUUCACCGGUCGCCCCGGAUUCAGCUCCUUUGUGGUUUCACAGGCGCUUAACAAAAAAGAACGGAGCAGGUUCUCAAAGUAACAAAGUAACCAUGAAUGAUACAACACAACGUCUUCAAAACCGGACAAAGCAUUUCCACUUUCCUGGGCCUGAUGUGAUCAAUUGGGCGCCUCAUAUUCGGCAGCAUCUGCAGUGCACGAUGUUGCAUCAACGAAAGGCUGCAUGGCUGCAAUUUGCGUUUGCUAUGCGCCUUACCGCCCUACGCAGCUGUGCAUACUUGAACCGUGUAAGUCCUCUCUACAGUUUGACUCGUCUCAGCAUCUCUGCGUCUUCUGUCAACAUGGCCGAAACGACUUCCUCUGCUUGUAUAGCCGUUAUUGAGCCGAAUCCCUAA